Nycticebus coucang (slow loris) is the source of this 1650-nucleotide messenger RNA. RefSeq names its product solute carrier family 38 member 8 (gene SLC38A8). Bases 176 to 1480 code for a protein of 434 amino acids. The record is from RefSeq and is a predicted model, not a curated record. Gene Ontology annotation, biological process: amino acid transmembrane transport. The transcript is spliced from 11 exons. Gene Ontology annotation, molecular function: amino acid transmembrane transporter activity. NCBI's taxonomy places the organism in Eukaryota, Metazoa, Chordata, Mammalia, Primates, Lorisidae.
GGGGCAGAUCACUCUGAUCAUCAUGUGUGGUCCCUUAGGUUUGGGGACUGGCCCCUGACCCAUGCUUUCCAGGGCUUGCUUUGUUAGCAACUUAUUCACCCAUCCCUGGGUGAGCUCGAAUCAUUCCUCUUCCACCACUCCUGGGCCCAGGAAAUGCAGCUGAACCUCUUGGGCUAUGGAGAGACAGCCCCAAAGCAGAGGCCUUCUUGAAAAGCCCCUCCCAGCCACAGCUGCCCCUACUCUGUCCUCCAUGGGAGCUGUCUUCAUCCUCCUGAAAUCUGCGCUGGGAGCCGGCCUGCUCAACUUCCCCUGGGCCUUCCACAAAGCAGGUGGAGUCGUCCCUGCCUUCCUGGUGGAGGUGGUCUCCCUGGUCUUCCUGGUCAGUGGCCUGGUCAUCCUGGGCUACGCCGCCUCCAUCAGCGGUCAGGCCACCUACCAGAGUGUGGUCAGGGGGCUGUGCGGCCCUGCCCUGGGGCAGCUGUGUGAGGCCUGCUUCCUCACCAACCUGUUCAUGAUCUCUGUGGCCUUCCUCAGGGUGAUUGGGGACCAGCUGGAGAAGUUGUGUGACUCUCUCCUGCCCGGCGCGCCACCAGCCCUGCGGCCCUGGUUUGCCGACCAACGUUUCACUCUGCCCCUGCUCUGUGCUUUGCUCAUCCUGCCCCUGUCGGCCCCACGAGAGAUAGCCUUCCAGAAACACACGAGCAUCCUGGGCACCCUGGCUGCCUGCUACCUGGCCCUGGUGGUCACCGUGCAGUACUAUGUCCAGCCCCAGGGCCUCAUCCGUGAGCCCCGCCCAUCACUGAGUCCUUCCUCCUGGACCUCUGUCUUUAGUGUCUUCCCCACCAUCUGCUUUGGAUUCCAGUGUCACGAAGCCGCUGUGUCCAUCUACUGCAGCAUGCGUGACCGGAGCCUCUCCCGCUGGGCCCUGGUGUCUGUGCUGUCCUUGCUAGCCUGCUGUCUCAUCUACUCACUGACAGGGGUUUACGGCUUCCUGACUUUUGGGACAGAAGUUUCCUCUGAUGUCUUGAUGUCCUACCCAGGCAAUGAUGUGGUCAUUGUUGUCGCCAGGGUCCUCUUUGCUGUGUCCGUCAUAACUGUCUACCCCAUCGUGCUCUUCCUGGGGAGGUCGGUGAUACAGGACUUCUGGAGGAGGAGCUCCUGGGGGGCAUGGGGGCCCAGGGCACUGGCUGACCCCUCAGGGCCAUGGGUCCGGAUGCCACUGACCAUCCUGUGGGUCGCCGUGACACUCGCCACAGCCCUGUUUGUGCCCGACCUCAGUGAGAUUGUUGGUGUCAUUGGCAGCCUCAGCUCCUUCUUCAUCUUCAUCUUCCCAGGUUUGUGCCUCAUCUGCGCAAUGGGCAUCGAGCCCAUAGGACCAAGAGCCAAGUGCUGCCUGGAGGCCUGGGGCGUGGUCUCCGUGCUGGUCGGCACCUUCAUCUUCGGGCAGAGCACAGUGGCUGCGAUCUUGGAGCUGCUCUGAUGGUACCUUGGUUGGGGCAGGGAGGGGACAGACAGGUGGACCCCAAGCGCUGCUGUGUCCAGCCAUGAGACCGAGGCUGUUUCUUAUCAUCAUAAAGACGCUGGAGGAACUGACGCCUUCUGCCUUCUCACCUGCUUUUGUUGUACUUGGGGGUUCAAAGGGUUUCUGGU